ACGAUAUGAUAUAUACUGCAUCCAAUAAUUGAUCCUCUUUAUCAUUAUUAAAUUCUCCUCUUUAGCUAUUUUGACAAAUUAAUUUACCAAAGGGACGGAGACCAACCUCCGGACCUCUACCAAUGGCGUCUCCUGAUUAUCCUCCCUUGAUGAAGCUCAUCAUCUUCUUCUUUUUAUCUACUUUUAUUGUCACUUACGUGAGCUCGGAGACACAGUGCCGGGAAUUCAAAUCGAUCAUCAGCUUCGGAGAUUCCAUUGCCGACACUGGAAACUUGCUUGGCCUCUCAGAUCCUAACGAACUUCCUCACGUGGCGUUUCCACCGUAUGGAGAGACCUUCUUUCACCAUCCCACUGGUCGUUUCUCAAACGGUCGCCUCAUUAUAGACUUCCUCGCUGAAUUCUUGGGUUUACCGCUUGUGCCUCCUUUUUAUGGAUCUCAACAUGCAAACUUUGAGAAGGGUGUUAACUUCGCCGUAGGAGGAGCAACAGCACUGGAACGUUCUUUUCUUGAAGAGAGAGGAAUUCAUUUUCCUUACACCAACGUUAGUCUAGGCGUUCAGCUUAGUAGCUUCAAAGAGAGUUUGCCAAAACUAUGUGGCGCUCCUUCAGACUGCAGAGAUAUGAUAGAAAAUGCUUUGAUUCUCAUGGGAGAAAUUGGAGGGAAUGACUAUAAUUACGCAUUCUUUGUGAACAAAAGCACUGAAGAGACCAAAGAGCUGGUUCCACUAGUUAUCAGAACUAUUUCUUCCGCAAUCACGGAGUUGAUUAGUAUGGGGGGAAGAACAUUUCUGGUGCCGGGAGGUUUUCCAACCGGAUGCUCAGUGGUCUAUUUGACAUUAUAUCAAAAAUCAAACGUGGAAGAAUAUGAUCCUUUGACAGGAUGUUUGACAUGGCUGAACAAGUUUGGGAAAAACCAUGGCGAGCAGCUUCGAGUGGAACUCAACAGACUCCAGAAGUUGUACCCUCAUGUCAACAUCAUAUAUGCUGACUACUACAACGCUCUCUUGCGCAUUUAUCAAGAUCCAGCCAAAUUCGGAUUCAUGGACAGACCCUUGUCCGCUUGCUGCGGCGUGGGAGGACCUCACAACUUUACCGCAGGUAAUAAAUGUGGGACUGUUGUAGUUGAAAGUUGUGAUGAUCCUUCAAAAUAUGUGGCUUGGGAUGGUGUUCAUCUGACUGAGGCCGCGUACAGAUUGAUAGCUGAGGGUAUACUAAAGGGACCCUAUGCGGUUCCUCCUUUCGAUUGGUUUUGCCUCAGCUCGGAAAUUAAGGACAAUCGAAAACUGACACAGCACAAUUAUUUGAUGAACAACUUAUAUAAGUUGGUCACAAAUUUGAGAUAAGAAUACUUAUAAUACCAUAUAAACUAGCAGUCUGUUCGUUUGCUAAACGCUGCUGCAGCGGCAGAUUGAAACGACGUGUCAAGCGGAGUAGCAGCAAUGUUAAACGACACCGUGAGUUUGAAUAUUACAGAUCCUAAUGAGUCGCCGAUGACAUGUGUUGAGUCGCGACGGCAUCGCAUCGAUCGCUGAAAAAUAUCAGCGGCAUAUCAAUCUUAUCAGCGUUUA
Camelina sativa (false flax) is the source of this 1568-nucleotide messenger RNA. Its product is annotated as GDSL esterase/lipase At1g28580. Gene Ontology annotation, molecular function: hydrolase activity, acting on ester bonds. Lineage: Eukaryota; Viridiplantae; Streptophyta; Magnoliopsida; Brassicales; Brassicaceae. The record is from RefSeq and is a predicted model, not a curated record.